Cantharellus anzutake is the source of this 961-nucleotide messenger RNA. RefSeq lists its product as uncharacterized. The coding region runs from base 1 to 597 and encodes 198 amino acids. Lineage: Eukaryota; Fungi; Basidiomycota; Agaricomycetes; Cantharellales; Hydnaceae. The record is from RefSeq and is a predicted model, not a curated record. The transcript is spliced from 3 exons.
AUGAGCUUCAGCACCAGUUCCGAUAUCUGUCCCGCAGGGAACUGUGACUAUCGCGAAUCCGAAGCUUCCGAAAAACGCUAUUCGAAUUCCGGUACUAGACAUCGUGUCAGGCCGCUCGAUAAUUUAUCAUCCAGUCUCUGCAGAUGUGCAGACGAAUCCAGGGCUCGGGUCGUUCGUCAUGCUCAGAUCGCGUCAACGGCUUCACCGCCAAGGAACACAUCCGUUCACGCCUCAUAUGAUGGUGUGGAGAUGAUCAUCGAACCGGAGACUUAUAUGAGUAGUGCAACUGGCCGCUUGGCCGGUGUUGGUAAAGCCUCAGGCGUUGAGUCCGCCGGAGGGGCACAAAUGCAACCCAACCCUCUUGAUCAUCCCAUUGUCGCUCGAUUCGUGGAAACUCUCAUAGCGCGCUGCCCUGGGGUCCGCCGAGUUAUCAUUAAAACGGACGAUGCAGGGUCCCACAGACUUCAGACGUCGCGCGAAUGGCCCGGACAUCUCGAAAAACUUUUCAGCAAUAUGCAUUUGGAAUCAGGCAUCCCGGAUUUUGAAUGUGAUGCGGACUACCAGGGUUCAGCCCCAAAGAAACCAAGCCAAUUUUAGGUCGCUUUCCACACCCAUCCAUGGGAUUUGCUAAUCCGGCGUUGGACUAGCCAACGUGACGCUUUCCGAGAUCAAUACCCCCAACGUUGCUGGACAGUUGUACUCUUUACCCUAUUCUGAUAUCCGCCUGGCUGCCUGGCAAUUGUUUCUGUGAUUCAAGCUAUCUGAAAAAUCCUAUCGCCGAAUUCCUUUCUUUGUUUCUGUAUCUUGUAUGUCGCUGGAGCACCUUCCAGAACGCGCUGUCGACUCACUGAUGUUGUCAUUUGAUCAAGCUGUGUACCUACUUCUCAACAGGCUUCGUACUGAUUAUGCGGACAAUGCGGACUACCUGGAAAAGUAAUAUACUAUACCCUGUUAACAUUAU